Cuscuta epithymum is the source of this 1787-nucleotide messenger RNA. NCBI's taxonomy places the organism in Eukaryota, Viridiplantae, Streptophyta, Magnoliopsida, Solanales, Convolvulaceae. The record is from the annotation of a GenBank genome assembly.
CACCCAUCGGGCGAAUGUGGCAUAAUUAGCCAACCGACCCUUUUUAAUUUGCAAGGCAGGAGCACGUCCCUUAUUUGUACUCGCUCCCAGCGCCUCCUCUUCCUAAGGCGUACGGUGUGGGAAAUAAGGGAAUCAGAGUCCUUCGUUAAAUGAAAUCAAGAUAACGGGAACGAGAAGAAUGGCGACGUUUCCUCUGAAUCGACUCAGACUCCGGCCACCCUCUUUACUUCCACUGAUAUGGCCGCCGAGACAUUCACGCCUCUGCCGCCGCCUCCUGCAGCUCUACUUGACUUGCCGUGUUUACUGGUUACGCUCACCAGAUAUUCGGGGUUUGGUCUGUGAAGGUUCGUUCGAUUGCUUGGAAACCAGUCAAGUUAGUCGAGUUAGAAGCUUUCCUCAAGUAGAUGGCUAUUAUGCUCUUCAUGUUUACAUUCCAGUUCAUAUACCAUCAGCACCAAGGAAAGGAAGGAGUUAGCCCAGUUUUUGGAAAGAGUAGCUCUUUUACAUGAUCUCAAAUCUCAAUGUUGUUGAUAUUGAUGUACCGUUGAGUAAUUUAGUAAGAGACAAAGGGGGUAAGCUUGAGCAUGUUGCCUUAGGUAAGGAAUUUCAUGUAAGUUUGGGAAGGACUGUUCCAAUUCGAGUGCACCAGAUUAAUUUAGUAGUCUCAAUGCUUUGUCAUAGGCUACAAUUUCAGCGAUGGUAAUGCAGUGCCUUCUAUGUUACCUGUAUGUGGAUGGUGCACCUUGAUCAGGGGCGGACCAUAGUAGAGACCCAAAAUUAUUUUUUUGUGUAUAUAUACACGAAAAAUAAUUUUCGCCCCCUAAAGUUUUUUUUUAUAUUACCGCCCUCCGAAGAUGAAUUUUCUGGGUCCGCCCAUAACCUUGAUCAUAGGAUGAUUUUUUCAGCUGAUUUCCAAUGUAAUUAGAAAUAAUUAGACAUGUAUGACUAAAAUGAAAAUUAUUUACAAAAAUAUGUUCAAUUUUUAAACUUAAGUUACUAUAACACUGCAUUGUAGUAACUAAUAGUCAUAUUUAUGUAAAUAAGUUUUAAUUUAGUAAUAUUUUUAUAAAAAAGCCCAUGUAAUUAUUGCUAAAAGGUAUUGGACAAAUUUUAACAAAUGGGAGGUCUUUGACUCUUUGUGAAUAUGAUGAUGGCUCACACACGUUUUUGUCAUUGGAAGAUGUCACAGGAGGCUUAUUUGAGGUAUGACAGGGAAACAUGCAAUAACCUAGUAGGCUUUGUUAGCUUUUGACUGAUUUCAUUUGAAUCUUGAAAUAUGUUUCAUUACUUUCAUUAUGGUCUUCAACUGGGCUAUUAUGAUUUUGAACUUAAUUGCAUUAGGAUAAUUGAUUUUGUUAGUUUUUUUUUCAGUUUGAAGCCUUUUAUGCUAUUUGAUGAACGAAAAAAGAUCAAUUCAGUAUUGCUAAUCCUGUAUGGUCAAGUUUCAGUGAAGGGCCCUUUGUCUAACUCAAGAAAGAAGUGUUUCCCCUUAAACGCUUCUGUUGCAGCAAUAUCUCUUACUUCCCUCAAGAAUAUGAGGGGUUUUGGUUUGAAGGCUCAAAUCGAAUACUUCAUAUAAUCACCGCGUAUAAUCGCCGCUUAACUGGGCUCGACUGCUUCCUCAAACAUAACAAAUUUAUUUUAGAUAUUUUUUCACUCAUUUGUAGCAACUUAAACUAUUAGACAAAGAUCAAGAAAGAUAGAAAUAUGUAUAAGAACAUUAAAGAACUAAUCAUCUUUCAUGUUUAUCAUCAUUUUUUUCCAUUAUUACAAAUUUACAACAUACG